Cherax quadricarinatus is the source of this 3028-nucleotide messenger RNA. Its product is annotated as zinc finger protein 551-like. Gene Ontology annotation, biological process: regulation of transcription by RNA polymerase II. The record is from RefSeq and is a predicted model, not a curated record. Gene Ontology annotation, molecular function: DNA-binding transcription factor activity, RNA polymerase II-specific. Lineage: Eukaryota; Metazoa; Arthropoda; Malacostraca; Decapoda; Parastacidae. Gene Ontology annotation, cellular component: nucleus.
GUACCAUCAAGAAACCGGAGUUGAUACUCCAGCUGAUGCUGCUGUCACUGGCCCUUAUAAACCCAACAAAGAAAGAAACAAGUGUGAUGAAGUGAACAAUAAAGAGUGUUUGUGGUGUCUAACACAGAGGCAGUGUUUCAACCUGAAGAGAGAGAGAGAGUCUGAGGCAACAUGGAGACUUCAUGUUCUUGGUCAUCUCCAGACUUUGGCACUGCAUGGUUGUUACUUCUGGUUUCUCCAAUAAUUUCUGUCUAAUAGAUCCAGUUGCUUAGGGAAGUUACCCUCUCUUUAUUUUGAACUCUGUUUUUAAAUUAGAAUUUUUUGUAUUUGUAAAAUUAGUCUAAUUACCUUAAAAUAAUUGAAUGAUUGGUUUCCUGUGCAUAAUUAAUAGAAGAGUAGGUAUGUUGGCUAGGAACUGGAUCAACUUAAUUAUUGAAAUAGGCUAAAAUAGGAUGUAAAAUAGGCCAAAUUGCUGAUGCAUAUAGUUGUGCCUGAACAAUUAUCUUAGUUUUCCAUCAGAUGUUGCAUUUGUGGUGUCAUAACCUGAGAAAAACAUUCUUUACCAUUUGAAAAUUUUGACACGCUCAGCACUUUUAAUUUUGGGAGUCACAAUAGUAAAGGUGUUAAGAACUUAAAGGUCAUUUAUGACAAACGAUAAGAUGCAAUACAUUAGAGUUCCUUCAAGGAAACAAACAUAUCAGUGUUCUGAAUGUCUUAAAGAUUUUUCAUAUAAAUCACGUCUAAUACAACAUAUGAGAGUUCAUACACAAGAAAAACCAUAUCAGUGUUCUGAAUGUCUAAAAGACUUUUCACAUAAAUCAAAUCUAAUACAUCACAUGAGAGUUCAUUCUCGAGAAAAACCAUAUCAUUGUUCUGAAUGCCUAAAAGACUUUUCACGUAAAUCAUCCCUGAUACAACAUAUGAGAAUCCAUUCACAAGAAAAACCAUAUCAGUGUUCUGAAUGUCUAAAAGACUUUUCACAUAAAUCUUCCCUAAUACUACACAUGAGAAUCCAUUCACAAGAAAAACCAUAUCAGUGCUGUGAAUGUCUAAAAGACUUUACAAAUAGCUCAAAUCUAAUACAACACAUGAGAGUUCAUUCUCAAGAAAAACCAUAUCAGUGUUCUGAAUGUCUAAAAGACUUUUCACAUAAAUCUUCCCUAAUACGACACAUGAGAAUCCAUUCGCAAGAAAAACCAUAUCAGUGCUGUGAAUGUCUAAAAGACUUUACAAAUAGAUCAAAUCUAAUACAACACAUGAGAGUUCAUUCUCAAGAAAAACCAUAUCAGUGUUCUGAAUGUCUACAAGACUUUAAACAUAGAUCAUCCCUGAUACAACAUAUGAGAGCCCAUACACAAGAAAAACCAUAUCAGUGUUCUGAAUGUCUGAAAGACUUUUCACGUAAAUCUUUCCUAAUACGACACAUGAGAAUCCAUUCACAAGAAAAACCAUAUCAGUGCUGUGAAUGUCUAAAAGACUUUACAAAUAACUCAAAUCUAAUACAACACAUGAAAGUUCAUUCUCAAGAAAAAUCAUAUCAGUGUUCUGAAUGUCUAAAAGACUUUAAAUGGAGAUCAUCCCUAGUACAACACAUGAGAGUUCAUUCAUUAGAAAAUUCCUUUUAAGAAUGAUUGCCUUGAUAUGGGUGAUAUACUCUUAAUCCAAGGAGUUAGAAUUAUCCCUCACCUUCCUUGCAUCAGAUAUGAAUACCCUCCUCUUCCUAUUUUCCAGGGGCUGUAUGACCCAUACUGAUUUAGCACUUGCUCAUGAAUAUAAUAAUCAUGAGGUAAACUAUUUUUGAGUUACAUUAUUUUUUUGUUUUUGCAUCAAAACAGAACGACUCCCAUUUCCUAGGCAUUGUAUGACCUUUACAGGUUUAGCAUUUCUUCAGAAAUGAAAUAAUUCUGGCUUCUUGGAUAAAUGUUUGAUCAGACAGACUAUUGCGACCCCUGAAUGGGUCACAAUGUAUAUAAUGUAUAUUAUCUGUUCUUAUAGUUUUAUAUUGCUUAUAUUUGCGAUAUUAGCUAAAUUGUAAAUAUAUUGCUUUAUAUUAUUAUUUAACUUAGUUUUAUUAUUAGGUAGGAUUUAUAUAUUAUUCAGUGCUCAUAGUUCAAGAGUGUUAAGUAGCCGACAGCAUUGUCUAACUAGUGUAACUAUCGCUCCGCUCAUUUCCCUGCCAGCUUCUGUGUUGCUGGGCAGCAGCAGUCCAUGGAGCCACGUGAUCAGGGUGGGGUGAUCACACCUCACCUGGGUGAGAGAUAGUCUGUCCUUCGCUAGCUUUUGCUCGGGAGCUAUCUCUCUCUCUUCUCUGUUUUACGUUGCUUCCGACAAGACGAGCCUCUCACCAGCCCUUCCAUGCUGGCACUUGUUGGAAGAUCCUCUGUCGCUUUCUUGUUGUUGGUUCUGUGUAACUCUGUUCACAGAACAUAGCCUAGACUUAGUGAUUUUCGAUGUUGUACUGAGGUUGUGUGUCGCAUUGACACUCCGAGAAACUCAGGUCCUGAGCUGUAGCUUCUGAUCUAACUUGUACUGGUAUCUGUGCACUGUCACAGUCGGGGAUUUUCUAAUGCUGAACUUAGAUUCAGUAGUAUGGGAGUUUUGUGACUUUUGUGGAGGAUCUGCAGAUGGUUCCUACUUAGUGUCGUUAUAUUAUCUCCUUCUUCCUGAUUCUGUGUAGCUGUUGCUUGUCUUAUUGCUGUUCGACUUAUCAGCCGUAUUACUGUUCAAACAAGCUGUUCUGAUUGCCAGGUUUGUCAAGAAGUUAGUUUAUAUGAGGACUUUUAGUCAGUCACUGGUUAAGUCUAGUCAAAUCUUGAGACAUAGCAAACUACUUAGAGCACUUACACACAUACACACAUACUCACUUGUAUAUAUUAGUAUUAUGUUAUUAAAUGCUAACAGUGAACCAGAUGGUACUUAAAAGCCAUAAAGAUGUAAUAUGUGCCUUCAGCGCAAUACUACUGUACACAAGAGAAGUGAUUAUUUUGAUUACUUUAAUUUACUUUGAUUUUAUAUGCCUAGUCAACUU